UGCUGACGACAUACUUAUCCUCUUAUCAUAUGUUUUGAAUGUGGAUGGCUGCUUGUUGUUUGUUGUGUCAGUGAGUGAUUGUAAAAAUGGUUUUAUUGAAUCAAUAUAUAAGUCUUUUAAAUGCUACGUAUCUUUCAUUUCAAUUUCAAUGUUGUGAUACUUACUGCACAUUCCCGGGGGAGACGUGCGAUAGGAGUAGGGCGGAAUUCUGUGUGUGUAAGGCAUGUUUCUGCCAAAACGAUUCCACAUUUCUGCAAGAGGAAGCAAGACUGCCAAGAGAAUGUAGAGCUCAUUGUAGCAUUGAAAGGUUUCGGAAACAUGCACUUGAAGAUGACGCAGAAGCUGGUGAUAAAGAAGACAAUAAUACUGGAACAACCGAGGAACCAAAAGAUUGUGUAUUGAUAACCACACUUGGUAUUGCAAGCUUCUGUGGUAAUGUAAUUGGCCUAGUAAUCGGUAUGGCACUUGGUAUCCGACAUUGUCACCAUGACUGCUCUCUGAAGAGGCAUAACAAACAAACACAGAAACAAGCAGAGACUGAAAGUUUCAUUGGGAGAAAAGACAGUGGGAUAAUUGACGAAAGCGGAGAUGAGUCUGUAAUAGGAACGACUUUAGUAGAGUUUAACACUAGAAGAAUUCUCACAAAUGCAGUAACAGAUGACAUCAAUCGUCCAUCAAAGGUUCUCAUAUCUGGCAAGCGACAUGACUUGGACGACAGCUCUCACUCUCAGCCUAUUGAACAGGGUCGACAAGAAAUACCACAAGAAACUCACGUGGUUAAAAUGGUCAACAACGUACCAACUGAAACCAUUCAAAACCAAUGACACUGACCAGCAGAGCUAUUUCGAUGUAUAUUUUUGUAUCGUCUGCUCCCUUAUAUAGAUGCUUUACAUGUUCACAUUUAAUGGAAAAUUUAACGCUUGUGUUUUUUUUUUAUUAUUAUGCUUAGUUAGUUAGUAUGUAUAUCAUUCUAGUAUAUAUUUGUUUUAUUUUGAAAAUCAGUUAAAACUGAAAUACUGGAGGGUAAAUAUAAGAAUCUUGUUUAUAAAAAGUCACAAACCAUAACUGUGUUCAAAUAAUUUCAUUGAUCUCUUUUUUUUAGAUACAUUUAAAAUGUUUAGGUUUUGUUAUGAAAGUAUAUAUGCAAAUGAUUUUCUUGAUUCAACAGAAGGAAUUUUGGUAACAAAUGUAUUUUUUCUCUCUUUUCACAAAUGUUUUAUCUAGAAAUUCAUUAUAAAGUUUAUAUAAAUUGUGGCCAGUAUUAACAAUGAGAAAGGGAGAAAACGCUCUUUUAAAAAAUGAUUUAUUUCAUUCGUCUUUUAAAAGUUUAAAAACUUAUUUUUUGCUGUUGUAAAAAUGUACUUGUAGAUUCUAUUUUUAAUAUCACUUGCUCAACAGAAGAAAAUAUCUUUUACUGGAGACUGAAAAUAAAUGUGUAUAUGUAUUAUCAGGCGACAAAUUAGUUGAUUUUAUUCAACUGUGUUCAAAGGGAGGCAAAUCUAGCAAAGAUCUGCCUGUGGCUUGUGUAGUCAGUAUUUUACACAGAUGCCUGGACAUCAGGGAACUCAUGUAUUUUAUUCUUUAGUCUUUUACUCUUUUAAAAACAAUAGGAUACAUUUUCAGUUUAUCAUGAAGUCUAAGGGACGACAUCAAAAGAUCAAUGUAACAUCAAAAAACUUAAUUCAAAUAGUGUGUGUGUGGG
Mytilus trossulus (common blue mussel) is the source of this 1702-nucleotide messenger RNA. RefSeq lists its product as uncharacterized. Bases 87 to 824 code for a protein of 245 amino acids. The record is from RefSeq and is a predicted model, not a curated record. Lineage: Eukaryota; Metazoa; Mollusca; Bivalvia; Mytilida; Mytilidae. The transcript is spliced from 5 exons.